ACUGAAAUCGAAAUGAUUUUUUGUUUUGUCAUUUCUCAUCUAUUUAUAUUUCACGGGGCCACCUUCUCGCCCCCAAAUAUACUUUGUGGGAGUAUUGUAGAACAUAGAACACAUAUCUGUGAGAUAAUCAAACAUGUCACUUCCAGAUAGAAAGGAUAAUAUCCAGAAUACAUCCGACGAUGUGAUAACUGAUACCCUUCCCAUUGACCCUAAUAGUGGGCUUUCUCGAGGUCUCCAAACUCGACACUUGAGCAUGAUGGCACUAGCAGGAAUCAUCGGACCUGGUCUUCUCGUCGGUGCAGGCGGCGCCCUAGCUUCCGGUGGUCCAGCAUCCCUCCUCAUCGGAUUCGGAGUCAUUGGUCUCAUCGCUUUUUCCAUCAUGCAGUCCCUCGGAGAACUUACCACACUAUACCCCUCAUCAGGAUCCUUCAUAUCCCUCACAUCACGUUUUUUCGACCCCGCCUUCAGCGUCGCAGUCGGCUGGAAUUAUUUCAUCAUUUGGGCCGCCGUGCUCGCAAACGAAUACAACACCCUCUCAUCCAUUUUUAUUUUCUGGAGCGACAAAGUUCCUCUCUGGGGCUAUUUUCUCAUCUUCUGGUUUGCCUUUCUCGCCUUCCAAUUAUUGGGCGUAGCGGCCUUUGGAGAAGCGGAAUUUUGGCUCGCGUUGCUGAAAUUGAGCGGUUUGGUUGCGUUUUUUAUCUUCUCGAUUAUUUAUGCGGCGGGGGGCUUGAAGGGUCAGGAUCAUACUCUGGGCUUUCAGUAUUGGCAUGAUCCGGGAGCGUUUGCGGAUGGGUUUCGAGGCGUUGCGAAGGUAUUUGUGUUUUGUUCGACAUUUUACGCGGGCUGUGAAUCGAUCGCUGUUGCGGCGGCUGAGACGCGAAAUCCUAAGCAUGCUGUUCCUCUUGCAAUUCGUCAGGUAUUUUGGCGCAUCAUUUUUAUCUAUAUGGGCUCUGCCCUCUUUUUUGGAAUGACCUGUCCAUGGAAUGCAGAGGGCUUGGCAAGUGCCGGGUCUAAAGCCCUGAGAAGUCCCAUGACCGUCGCGAUUCAAAAUGCAGGCUGGGAAGGAGGUGUUCAUCUAAUUAAUGCUUUUAUUCUCGCGACGUGCUUGAGCGCAGUGAAUAGUUCCAUAUACAUAGGGUCUCGAACGAUAUUGUUCCUAGCGCAGGAAGGACACGCGCCGAGAUUCUUAAGAUUCACGGAUCAAAGAGGAGUUCCGAUCUGCGCGAUCAUUUUCACGAAUCUUUUCGGAGCGCUGAGUAUGAUGAAUGUUUCGUCCGGGGCAGGCGCCGCUUACAAUUAUAUCGUUAAUCUUUCGGGUGUCUCGACGUUCCUUGUUUGGGGCUCCAUCUCAUUUAUACAUAUCCGUUUUCGCUCGGCGUGGAAAGCGCAAGGAAGGAGAAUUUCUGAUCUACCGUUUGUUUCGUUCGCGUACCCGUAUAAUGCUUAUUUUGGAUUGGCGGCAAAUAUAUUUUUAGCAUUGGUGCAAGGAUGGACGACUUUAAGUCCUUUUAGUGCGGGAGAUUUUGUCGAUGCGUAUAUUCUGUUGGCACUUUUUCCGCUGAUUUGGGCGGGGUAUAAGAUCUGGUUCAAGACGCGGAUUUGGAAUUUGAGAGAGGUUGAUUUGGAUGAGGGGAGGAGGAAUGAUUUGGAUCCGACGGAGGCGGGAGGGUUUGAAAGUUUGGAGGAUGGAGAGGGGAGUGAAGUGAGUAAGAAGUUGCCGUUGUGGAGGAGGAUUGUGAAGAAUUUUUAGAUAUUGGUGUGAUGUUAACGAUAAUGAAUUUACAAGCGUGAUGCCAUCAAAUCUAUAACUCUUAAAGAGUGUGGUUUGGUCCA
Botrytis cinerea B05.10 is the source of this 1833-nucleotide messenger RNA. RefSeq lists its product as hypothetical. Bases 134 to 1750 code for a protein of 538 amino acids. Gene Ontology annotation, molecular function: amino acid transmembrane transporter activity. Gene Ontology annotation, cellular component: membrane. The record is from RefSeq and is a predicted model, not a curated record. The transcript is spliced from 2 exons. Gene Ontology annotation, biological process: amino acid transmembrane transport. Lineage: Eukaryota; Fungi; Ascomycota; Leotiomycetes; Helotiales; Sclerotiniaceae.